GUCCUUGCCUCGACCCCUCACGCUUCCAUUCUGAGAAAAAUACUCCCGUUCGAAAGGAAGCAUUCCGAGUUCAAACUCUCUCAAAGAGUCCACUGCACACUUGAAAAUGCAGAAGCUCCUCUCUCUCAAGUUUGUUUCAGACCUUCCCACCAACGUCUCCAGAAACCAUUCUUUUUUCAACUCUGGAUCCUUCAAAACCUUCCAUUCUCUCGCCCAGAAAACCCCACGCCACCCAACCCACUUCUUCUCUCACUUCGCUCCUGCCCCUUCAUGGCGUUCGCAGAAAACGACUUCAGAGACAAUUUCGGGGUUCCUUUCAAACCAUACACUUCCAAAACAAUUAUUACUGAACACCCUUUUGAAGAUUCCCAGCAGAAGAUGUCUUACACACUGCAGUGUUGCCUUUCUCAGAGCUCAAUUCCCCAGACGAAACGUUGGGUUUAACCCGUCGUUUGAUUCUCUCCGCAAUGUCCGGAGAUCAUGGUUACCAAGGGCGACAACUGAUGGUGUGGUUUUUGGCUUGAUACUAGCUAAUGUUGCUGUUUUUAUGUUAUGGCGGGUUGCAGAUCAUAACUUCAUGGUUAAGAACUUUACAAUUUCAUUAGACAACUUUAUGAGUGGACGUGUGCAUACGUUGAUAACUUCUGCAUUCAGUCAUAUUCAACUUGAGCAUAUUAUCUCUAAUAUGAUUGGGUUGUACUUCUUCGGGAUGAGUAUUGGAAGAAAUUUUGGGCCUGAUUUUUUGCUGAAGCUGUAUCUUGCUGGGGCCAUUGGUGGCUCUGUAUUCUAUUUGGCGUACCAUGCAUACAUGACAGCAUCAUCCAAGGGUAAUCAUAUGGCAUUCAUGGCUUCAAGGACCACAGGACUGGGUGCAAGCGGGGCUGUGAAUGCUGUCAUGUUACUCAAUAUAUUCCUCUUCCCAAAAUCUACCCUCUAUUUGGAAUUUAUUAUACCAGUUCCUGCCUUCCUACUGGGAGUCUUUUUAAUUGGAAAAGACAUGUUGAGGAUAAUGGAGGGAGAUAGUCAUAUAUCAGGAUCAGCUCACCUAGGUGGUGCUGCCGUUGCAGCCAUAGCAUGGGCACAGAUUAGGAGGGGACGUUUCUAAGCCCAACAAAGGAUCUAUAUAAUGUUCAUUCCAGCAUCCAAUUAUUGUUAGAUAGUGUCUUCCUUGUCUUUCUUUCUUUCUUGGAUCGAACCUCAAUUCAAACUGGCAAGACUCGAGAGGUUCUCCCAAUGGCUUAAUUGUUGGGUAAAAUACUAAAAUCCCUAUUCUCAUUAUAUUGUAGGAUGUGCUGGUGAUGUAGAUUUCCAGAUAUCUGUUUGCUUCUUACUGGCAUGGUGCUUUUGCUUCUAUUCUAAACCUUCUUUUUCUUUUCCUACUUCCUUCUCCGUUCUUUUUUUUUUUUUUUUCUCAAAAUUAGGAGCAACCAACUAUUGAUGUAUGACUAUAGAGUCAACAACAUGAUAGAUUGAUUUGUGUCAGUUUGAUCAUGGAAUCAAACAACUCAGUCUGAUCAUGUUAUGCUCCAAAUAUAUGUUCCCUUCUGGUGCUUUCUAAGCAAAACAAACUGCAGUGAAGUCAUGAAAUUGUCAGCAGCUAAAAUACUUCCAUAGCCAAUGGAGUUUUCUGCAUUGCUUUUUAUCUUCUGCAAAGCAUGUUGUAAUAUUAAGUCAUGUGGAUGGUGGACGUCAUGGCAAUCUCACCCAUACUACAGAUCCAUGGCAUCAAAGAGCCAAGUACAGCAUCUGGACAUUGGAAGAGAAGUGUGUUGAGUUUGGUACGGAAGAAUGAAAUAAAAUCAGACAAUGGAAUUGAAUCUAUUAAUUGGUAUUGUAUAUAUAUUUUAUUUAAUUUUUAAUUUGUAUCUUUUUCAUCCCCUUGGACCAGCUGAGAUGUAAGAGAACUUCAUAGAAAGCAAUUCCUUUAAUCUUUCAUAAAAA
Messenger RNA from Malania oleifera, 1941 nucleotides. Its product is annotated as RHOMBOID-like protein 12, mitochondrial. The record is from RefSeq and is a predicted model, not a curated record. The transcript has 8 exons. Gene Ontology annotation, cellular component: membrane. Gene Ontology annotation, molecular function: serine-type endopeptidase activity. Bases 107 to 1105 code for a protein of 332 amino acids. NCBI's taxonomy places the organism in Eukaryota, Viridiplantae, Streptophyta, Magnoliopsida, Santalales, Ximeniaceae.